AAUAUAAAUGGUAUUAGAAUCCAUUCAAAUCUAAUAUAAAUGGUAUUAGAAUCCAAAUUUUAUGGAAAUUUUAUUCUGAGAAACAUAUAAUUGGAACACUACAAUGUUUUUAAAUCAUACCAAAGAGGUAUGUCAAAAUAAAUAAAAUCAUACCAAAGAGGGAUGUCAAACAAAUAAAAUCAUACCAAGGAGGGAUGUCAAACAAAUAAAAUCAUACCAUAGAGGGAUGUAUGUAUUCAAAUUCAAGGGUGAGAAUAUGCAUAUCCACCUACUUUUCUUUAAAAAACUUAUGUCAAUUUUAGUUAAUUUUAAGCACUAAUCUUUUUUAUGGAUCCACUACAUUUUGUGAUUGUGCCCUCAAUAUCUUAGGUGAUUCAAUCAAUUAAUUUAAAAUAGAUAAACAAAACGUAAAAGAUGGAAAAGUUAAACAUAUAACAAAUUAAAAAAUAACAGCCAAUUUACUUAUAUUUUUGUCUAGAUUUACUUAUGUUUUUAUAGCUUUUCACUAAAAACUCACUAAAAUGACAACAAUAGUAUACGCAUUUUUAAAUAGUAGUUUAAUAUAAAGAGAAAAAUACUAUAACUAAUAACAUUGUUUAUUACAUACAAAAAUUAUGAAAGAAUACCAUAUAAUGUUUAAAUAGUCUAAAUAAUUUAUUAUCUUUUAUCAGUUAAACAAUAUAAAGAAAUAUAUUUUUGCUUAUUGUGCCAGCAAAGAUGUAGAAAUAAUGUGUCAAUAUGCAAUACUAUUUAUUGACUUAUUUAGUUAUUUUACAUGAAUGCAUUGUAUUUUAUUAUAAACUUCCAUAUAAUCCAUGUUUAUCUUUUGAAUGCCACAUAUAUAAAUAGAAAAAUCAAAUAUUACAAAAAAUAACAAGAAAACAAAAAAAUAAUCUAGAAAUAAUGUAUACAUAUAUGGUACCAUAUAUUGACUUAUUUAGUUAUUUUAUAUGAAUGCAUUGUAUUCUAUCAUAAACAUUCCUUAUAAUUUCAUGUAAAUCUUUGAAUUCCAUAUAUAUAUAUAAACAUAUAUAUAUAUUCAGCAAAUACCAUAUAUAUAAAUAUAUAAAAUAAUAAGAAAAAUAAAAAAAAAUCUAUACAAAUAUGUUUUCCUUCACAUUUUUCCUCACUUAAGCAUUUUCUGUACGUCUCUUGGCCUCCAUAUAUUCAGUCUCGUGUGGAGUCUCUCUUUUGUUUUGUUUUGCGCAUAUUCCCAACCAUGGCUGCUGAGAGGUUAAGGGACUUGAGUAAGCCUAUGGACGUCGCUUUACUCGAUUCCACCGUUGACGUCUUUUACGCUACAGGAUCUAAGGAAGAAAGAGCUGCUGCGGAUAAUAUCUUACGGGAUUUGAAAGCUAAUCCUGAUACUUGGCUUCAAGUGACUCACAUCCUGCAGAACACCAGGAGUACGCAUACCAAGUAUUUUGCCCUUCAGGUGCUAGAAGGUGUUAUCAAAUAUAGGUGGAAGGCAUUACCAGUUGUACAACGUGAUGGAAUGAAAAUUUACAUCUCUGACGUCAUUGUGGAGCUUUCAAAGAACGAAGCAUCUUUCAGAUCGGAAAGGCUUUAUAUCAACAAGUUAAAUCUCAUCUUGGUUCAGAUCUUGAAACAUGAAUGGCCGGCGAACUGGAGAAGCUUUAUACCUGAUCUAGUUAAUGCUGCUAAAACCAGCGAAUCUAUCUGUGAGAAUAGCAUGGCUAUUUUGAAACUCCUAAGUGAAGAGAUCUUUAAUUUCUCAAGGGGAGAGAUGAUUCAGAGAAAGAUAAACGAUCUGAAAGAGUCUCUAAACAGCGAGUUUAAACUCAUUCACGAGUUAUGUCUAUAUGUUCUCUCAGCUUCCAAAAGACCAGCACUUAUACGUGCAACGCUAUCUGCAUUGCAUGCCUAUCUUUCUUGGAUUCCGCUUUCGUAUAUUUUCCAGUCACCUUUGAUGGAAAACCUCCUUAAGUUCUUCCCUGUGCCGGCAUAUAGGGAUCUCAUUCUUCAAUGUCUGUCAAAGGUUGCGGCACUUAAAUAUGAAGAGCACUACAGAAACCAAGUUGUCCAAAUGUACAUGAUUUUCAUGAAACAUUUGGAGGGAAUGCUUCCUUUUAAUAUUAAUAUCCCAGAGGCAUAUUCAGCUGGAAGUACUGAAGAACAGGCUUUUAUCCAGAACUUGGCACUGUUUUUCACUUCGUUUUUCAAGCUACAUAUAAAUAUCCUAGAAACUACAUCCGAAACUAUUCCCUUCCUACUUGCUGGUCUGGAAUAUCUCAUUAAAAUAUCAUAUGUUGAUGACACAGAAGUGUUUAAGGUUUGUUGUGACUACUGGCAUUUACUAGUUUCGGAGUUGUUUACAUCAGGUCAACGAAUGGUUUUUCAUCCUCCUACGGUUGGGAGCAUCGAACCUGAGAUCACAACACCAAAAAUACUUUACUCUGAUCAACUAUCAAAAUUAAGGGGGCUCAUGAUUACUCGCAUGGCUAAGCCUGAAGAAGUGCUAAUUGUUGAAGAUGAAAAUGGGAACAUUGUCCGCGAAACUAUGAAGGAUAGUGAUGUUCUUCUCCAGUAUAAGAUAAUGCGGGAGACAUUGAUCUUCCUCACACACUUUGAUCAUGAUGACACUGAAAGACAGAUGUUGAGUAAGCUAAGCAAACAGAUAAACAAAGAAGAAUGGACAUGGAAUAAUCUGAGCACUUUGUGCUGGGCUAUUGGGUCUAUUUCUGGUUCCAUGGAUGUAGCAACUGAAGACAGAUUUCUAGUGAAGGUUAUUCGGGCUUUAUUAAGUUUCAGUGGAAUCAUGAAGGGAAAUGACAAUAAAGAUGUCAUCGCGAGCAACAUCAUGUAUGUUUUUGGACAGUAUCCAAGAUUCUUAAAGGGCAAUUGGCAGUAUAUGAUGGUGAUUGUUAAGAAGUUGUUUGACUUCAUGCAUUCGACUCAACCGGGUGUUAAGGACAUGGCUUGUGAUACAUUCUUAAAGAUUGCUCAGCAAUGCAAACACAUAUUCCUUGUUGUUCAGGUUGGAAAACAGGAGCCAUUUGUAUCUGAACUUCUAGAAAGCCUGACUACAACUAUUAGACAUCUUGAGCCUCAUCAAAUUCAAACUUUUUAUGAAUCUGUUGCUUGUAUAAUCCAGGCUGAAUCAAAUCCUCAGAAAAUAGGUGAAUACAUCGAGAGGUUGAUGGCACUACCUAAUCAGAGAUGGGCAGAGAUUAUAGUAGAAGCACGUCAGAAUGUUGAUUCUCUUAUUGACCCUGAUGUGAUACAUGAUGUGCUUACUAUCCUCCAAACAAAUACAAGAGUUGCAGCUUCAGUGGGAAAAUACUUCUUAUCUCAAAUUUCAUUGAUCUUCUUGAAUACUCUGAAUAUUUACAAGAUGUACAGUGAAAUCGUGUCAAGCAGCAUUGGUGAUAGUGGCCCGUGUGCUUCAAGGAUAUCUGUGAUUAAGCUUCUAAGGUCUGUUAAAAGAGAAAUCCUGAACCUGAUAAAAACGUUUCUAGACAAAAAUGAAAAAAAUCCAUACAUUGGCAAACAUUUUGUUCCACCAAUUAUGAAUAUUAUACUUGCUGACUAUGCAAGAAAUGUUCCUGAUGCAAGGGAAUCAGAAGUUUUAUCACUCUUUGAGACAAUAAUAAACCAGUACAAGUUUGCAAUGCAAGAUGAUGUGCCUCGCAUUUUUGAAUCUGUUUUCCAUUGCACUUUGGAGAUGAUCACUAAGAAUUUUGAAGAUUAUCCAGAACACCGGCUCAAGUUUUUCUUGUUACUCCGUGCCAUUGCUACAUCUUGUUUCCGUGCAUUGCUACAGUUGUCAAGUGAGCAACUGAAGCUAGUCAUGGACUCGGUUAUCUGGGCGUUUAGGCAUACCGAAAGAAACAUCGCUGAAACCGGACUUAAACUCUUACUUGUGUUGCUGAAAAAGUUUCAGAAAUCUGCUUUCUCUAACCAAUUCUACCGGACAUACUUUAUGCAAAUUGAGCAAGAAAUUAUUGCCGUGUUGACCGAUACCUUUCACAAGCCAGAGUUCUAUUGGCAUGUGUUCGUGCUACAGCGUCUAUUUCAACUGGUGGAGAGCGGUGCUUUAACCGAACCUCUGUGGGAUGCUUCAACGGUGCCUCAACAGUAUCCAAACAAUGCCGCCUUUGUUUGUGCACACACAACCAAUCUUCUAAGCUCGUCAUUCCCCAACAUAAGUGUACCAGAGGUGACAGAAUUUGUGAAAGGACUUUAUGAGUUGAGAGGUCACCCUGUUCCAUUUAAGAAUAACGUACGAGACUUCCUUAUACGGUCCAAAGAAUUUUCUGCUCAGGAUAACAAAGAUUUAUAUGCUGGACCUAUUGCUCCCGACGAGAAUCCAGAUGAGAUGAGUGAUUCUUAAAAAUAAUUUAUUUUCAUAGCAAAGUCUUUUCAAACAAUGUCUCUCUUUGUAGAGCUUCGUAAUAAAGAACAGAGAAAUAUGGGAUUUUAUUUCUUAUAUUAUCUUGGAUGAUUUGGUUUUCUAGUAUCAAUGAAACCUUUUGGAUGAUUUUAUUAAUAAAUAAAAAUUAUCUACCU
Messenger RNA from Brassica napus (rape), 4530 nucleotides. Its product is annotated as protein EXPORTIN 1B-like. The transcript is spliced from 30 exons. Bases 1220 to 4354 code for a protein of 1044 amino acids. Gene Ontology annotation, cellular component: nucleus; cytoplasm. NCBI's taxonomy places the organism in Eukaryota, Viridiplantae, Streptophyta, Magnoliopsida, Brassicales, Brassicaceae. The record is from RefSeq and is a predicted model, not a curated record. Gene Ontology annotation, molecular function: nuclear export signal receptor activity; small GTPase binding. Gene Ontology annotation, biological process: ribosomal large subunit export from nucleus; protein export from nucleus; ribosomal small subunit export from nucleus.